Messenger RNA from Fusarium oxysporum Fo47, 309 nucleotides. RefSeq lists its product as uncharacterized. Bases 1 to 309 code for a protein of 102 amino acids. The record is from RefSeq and is a predicted model, not a curated record. NCBI's taxonomy places the organism in Eukaryota, Fungi, Ascomycota, Sordariomycetes, Hypocreales, Nectriaceae. The transcript is spliced from 3 exons.
AUGGCUUACCAGCCCGAUUAUUUCUAUCGAGCUAAGCCUAUAACUAAGCUCUUAAUAGAUGUCUAUUUUAACCACCUUGCUAAUAAUAGGAAACAUGUACCAAUGAACAAUGAGGAUCCUCCAAAAGCACAAGGGCCCCAAUAUCCUGGCGUAACCGAUGUCCCCGCACGAUCAAGGAUUGCACCAGUGAUUGGAGUUCCGGUAAGGCCUGCAAAGCUAAUACAGAACAACACCAUGCCUAACCAGGUACCUGCAACACCUAGGCUGGGCACAAAUGAGGCGACUGUCGCAGGCAAGAUGGACACGUAG